AUGGCGACGACGUUUGAGGGAUAUCAACCACUUGCUAGUUUCCGGAAACAGAUUCGAGUAAUGAUCAUUCAUCCAUACCAGGUACUGGAAACUGAGAUCGUCGCAUGCACUCUCGAGAAGACGGACCUGGUCGAUGCCAACCCAUUCCAUGCGCUAUCGUAUGUGUGGGGUCCAGAGACACUCGUAUCCCCGUUGCUCGUCAACGGCCGAACAGUCCUCAUCCGAAGAAGCUUGUGGCUAUUCCUACACACGCUUCGAGCCCGCUUCUGCUCACGAAGUUCAGGUGGCCCUUUGACUACAAUUCGCGUCUGGGCCGACUACAUUUGUGUCAACCAGAGCGAUGAUCAGGAGCGGAACCAUCAAGUUUCAAUGAUGGGUGAAAUAUACGAAGCGGCGGACUCGGUCUACUCCUGGCUCGGUGAG
Zymoseptoria tritici IPO323 is the source of this 423-nucleotide messenger RNA. RefSeq lists its product as uncharacterized. The record is from RefSeq and is a predicted model, not a curated record. NCBI's taxonomy places the organism in Eukaryota, Fungi, Ascomycota, Dothideomycetes, Mycosphaerellales, Mycosphaerellaceae. The annotation marks the transcript as partial. The transcript has a single exon.